AGCCGAGAAUAAUCGCCAUGUAAGUAAUCUAUCUUCGAUCCCGAAAGACAUCUUCUGUCCAGCCAUGUCGCAAGGCUCAGGACCAGCCCCCCAUCCGAGCUGCAAAGUCAUCCUCGCAGGCACCAUCGCGAAGGGGCUUCUUGCGGAAGUCCAGGCCGGUCUGAAGGAACUCGAUCGUAAGCCACAUCUGCUCGGGAUAUUGGCGAACAAUGAUCCCGCCGCGAGAGUCUAUGCAGACUGGACAGAGAAGACGUGCCGUGAGAAUGGCUUCUCGUACACCCUCCAAGAAGCGGCCAAAGACUCAGUCGAAGAGGUAGUGCUGGCGGCCAACGCUAAUCCGGCCUACGACGGCAUCAUAAUAUACUACCCCAUCUUCAACAAUCGCGGCCAAGACCAGUACAUCCAGAAUAUCGUGGCCCUUUCCAAAGACGUGGAGGGGCUCAGUCACCAAUACAUAUUCAACAUGUAUCAGAACAUCCGGUUCUUGGACGAGGCCCAGAUGAUGAAAAGCAUCUUGCCGUGCACUCCGCUGGCGGUGAUCAAAAUCCUGGAGUACCUGCACAUUUACAACACGAUCUUGCCCUACGGCAACAGACUGUUCGGCCGCACAAUCUGCGUGGUCAAUCGCAGCGAAGUCGUCGGCCGUCCGCUCGCCGCUUUGCUCGCCAACGACGGCGCGUGUGUGUAUUCCGUCGACGUCACGGGCGUGCAGCAGUUCACCCGUGGCGAAGGCAUCCGCAAGCGGAAACACGAGGUGGUGGAGAAGGAAGGGUGGACCAUCGAGAAUUGUGCUCCCUUGUGCGACGUCGUCGUCACAGGAGUGCCCGGCGACGCCUACAAAUUCCCGUGCCACUUGUUGAAGGAAGGGGCUGUGUGUAUCAAUUUCGCGAGCGACAAGAACUUCCCUCCCGAGGUCAAAGAAAAGGCGUCCAUCUACGUCCCCGCGAUCGGCAAAGUCACCAUCGUCGUCCUCCUGCGCAACCUGCUGCGUAUCGUGCAGAAUCGCCAGGCGCACUUGAAGACCGAGCACCAAUCCCAGCUUCGGGCCUCGGCCCACGGAAACUCGACGGGAGCAGAGGCCAACACCACCGCCGGAGACGGACAGAAACCGGAAGCGGCACCGAACUGUGUUGCGAGGUAACUAACUCGGUGCGCUAGAGCUUGAACCGUCGUGGUGCGUUCCGCCGAUGGCCAUCUGCCAUCUCAGUGUGGCGAUGCGCUGUAUCGGGGAAACGACUCGAUGUCUCGAUGUGCGUUCUCGGAAGCGCACCGCUGUUUUCCAGCUCCAAUAAUCGGAGAGCAACGUCGAUUUCCAAAUAUUUCCCUCUGCUCUGCAUUUCAUGGCAGGAGACGAUAUACCGGGAUUUCCAAGUUCAUGCAUUGAGAAACAGGAGACACACUCGCAUCUGUCCGGUUGCUCAAGCGCAAAAGGAACAUUGUCUACGAAGGAACGUAUACCGCAUCUAAGAGUUACAGGCCUCUCCUUCACGAAGGGUGGGAAUAUCCAAGAAUAAAGUGGUGCGCAAGGGAAACUGGUCUUGCCAAUCGUCCUUUCAGAAUAAGGACCCAAAUACUCAGCGUCACAUCGAUUGCCUUCAGUGAUUCUGCCCUUGGAUGCGACUGGCUAUGCAUCAUUCGGACCGCCCUAGGUCCUCUUCAAACGAUGAUAUGGCCAAUGCGACGACCAGUCGUCAAUAGAAGAGUCUACGCGAUGAACAAUAAACAGAAUUACCUUCUAAACAUAGCGGUACACACGUUUUCCACUUGGUCCCGUGGAUGUUACCAAUGUCUAACAGCAUCGAAGGGUCAUGGACAUCGUCAUUCGUAAGCAGCUGCUGCAUCGCCACGCGCCGUCGACUGGCGCAAGAAAACACGAUUAGGGUGACCAUGAUUCUCCCGUCCGCGAGAAACAGCUUGCAGUCCAUCCACCCCUUGGAAUUGUUUGCAUACCAUGCAACUGAAGUAUAUGAUCCAGAAUGGAC
This is a messenger RNA of Cladophialophora immunda, 1982 nucleotides long. RefSeq lists its product as uncharacterized. NCBI's taxonomy places the organism in Eukaryota, Fungi, Ascomycota, Eurotiomycetes, Chaetothyriales, Herpotrichiellaceae. Gene Ontology annotation, biological process: purine nucleobase biosynthetic process. Gene Ontology annotation, molecular function: methylenetetrahydrofolate dehydrogenase (NADP+) activity; methylenetetrahydrofolate dehydrogenase (NAD+) activity. The transcript is spliced from 3 exons. Bases 65 to 1141 code for a protein of 358 amino acids. Gene Ontology annotation, cellular component: cytosol. The record is from RefSeq and is a predicted model, not a curated record.